Molecule: messenger RNA, 1074 nt
Organism: Hypoxylon trugodes
Lineage: Eukaryota; Fungi; Ascomycota; Sordariomycetes; Xylariales; Hypoxylaceae
Product: MED7-domain-containing protein
Exons: 2
Coding region: 191-910 (239 amino acids)
Biological process (GO): regulation of transcription by RNA polymerase II
Cellular component (GO): mediator complex; core mediator complex
Molecular function (GO): transcription coregulator activity
Source: RefSeq, a predicted model, not a curated record
AUUAUGAGCUGCCUACCGACCAAGCCAGCUAACUUAAGCAUUUACGAAGCUACAAGACAAAAAGAACAAAUUCCCGCCCCGAAUUCAACCGUUAUAAACAAUUGGUAAAUUUACACGGUCAGCACAUAAUACUUGAGGCUUUCAUCUAGUUAUUGAGUCCUUAUUUUUGGUCAUUUUCUAACACAACACAAUGGAGGAGGAACAAGCGCAGGUGUCUUCCACCUGGCCCCCUCCGCCUCCCUUCUGGCGCGACUUUACACCAGAUAACGUUGCGCGCAUCAACGACUUGCGAAAAGAGCAAGCAGAAAGAGAAGGUAUUGAAGAUGCCUCGAAAGUUCGACUACAGGGCCCACCUCGCGGUCUACGCAACCUUCAACCCCCGCUAGAACCCGUGGAUGGAGUAUGGAGGGUCUUUGGUGACACAUACCGAUUAAAUGAUGAACUUCCGCGACUUGAGGAUAUGAACAUCAGGCGCCUUUUCCCAAACCCAGAGGACAGGGAUCGGGAUGGAAAGCACUUUGAUCGCGCACUUAUUUUGAAGCGACUCGCUAAGUCACUGCUACUCAACUUUCUGGAGCUCAUGGGCCUGAUGGCUAUCAAUCCCGAGGCUGCUGAAGCGAAAACUAGCGAUUUACGCGACCUCUUCAUUAACUUCCACCACCUUAUCAACGAGUAUCGACCCCACCAAGCCCGCGAAUCUCUCAUCUCGAUGAUGCAAGCGCAACUAGACCGUACACGAGCCGAAACCAAUGCCAUAAGAGACGCGAAGGACAAGGCCGAGCGUAUAAUGGAAGGACUAGGUAGCCUGAAGGUGGAAGACGAGCUUGUCAGUACCUUGACGGCACCCAAGAAAGACAAAGCAUGGGCAUUUGACAGCGAGACUUGGAUGGCUGCUGCUGCGGAUCUCUGAAGCAUCCCCCUUCAAGUUUUGGGGUUCUACGGACUCUGGUGUUAUUCAUAUUGGACUGGCGUUACUAUUAGGUCGGAGUAGGGUGCUGGUAUUAUGGUUGAUACCCUUAGAUUUCCAACGAGAUGAAUAUGAGCUGGUAUAAGGAGUUUAGGACUGUAUCUCCU